AGACCAGAAACUUGAAACAUUUUCUUUCAUCUCUCUUCUCGGCUGCAUGCAGAAGACUGCUUGGAGCGAUGUCUGAGAAAAAGAUGCCAGUGAGCCGGAGGAACCAUCUCAAGAGUUUGCUGCUCCAGAUAGGUAAGAUGAUGCUGGAAGAGGAGGCCCGGGAGGCAGAGAUGGAGAAAAUAAAGUAUAUAGAGGAGAACUGUCCCACCCUCUCCAUGCCACGAUGCUCACAUGAGCUGCAGGAGCUGUGUCGGAAACUUCACAAGCAGAUUGAUCUGGUGGACGAGGAGCGGUAUGACUUGGAAAUGAAAGUAAAGAAAAAUGACAAGGAGAUUGAUGACCUGAAGAGGAAGAUUCAGGAUCUAAACGGGAGGUUUAGAAAGCCAGCCCUGAGGAGGGUGAGGAUGUCAGCUGACGCCAUGUUGGCUGCGCUGCUGGGCUCCAAACAUAAAGUGUCUCUGGACCUCAGAGCCAACCUGAAGCAGGUCAAAAAGGAGCUGAAAGAGGAGGAGAAGCAGACAGGCGAUUGGAGGAAAAACAUCGAGGACAAGGCCGGGAUGGAUGGUAGAAAGAAGAUAUUUGAAACAGAAGCUUAAAUGUUCUGGUGUUGAUCUUUGAAUAAGUUUGGAUGUGAUGUUAAUCCAAGUGUGCUGUUUUUCAUUAUGCAUGUUAAAGACAUAAUUAUACCACUUUGUUGAUGAUUGAAGCUAGAGCAUAAAAAAUAGCAAAGCA
Messenger RNA from Nothobranchius furzeri (turquoise killifish), 732 nucleotides. Its product is annotated as troponin I, fast skeletal muscle. NCBI's taxonomy places the organism in Eukaryota, Metazoa, Chordata, Actinopteri, Cyprinodontiformes, Nothobranchiidae. The record is from RefSeq and is a predicted model, not a curated record. Gene Ontology annotation, cellular component: troponin complex. Gene Ontology annotation, biological process: skeletal muscle contraction; cardiac muscle contraction.